Molecule: messenger RNA, 846 nt
Organism: Fragaria vesca subsp. vesca
Lineage: Eukaryota; Viridiplantae; Streptophyta; Magnoliopsida; Rosales; Rosaceae
Product: myb-related protein 315-like
Exons: 3
Coding region: 1-846 (281 amino acids)
Source: RefSeq, a predicted model, not a curated record
AUGGGAAGGCAGCCUUGUUGUGACAAAGUUGGGUUGAAAAGAGGUCCAUGGACAAUUGAGGAGGAUCACAAACUCAUGAAUUUUAUCCUCAACAAUGGGAUUCAUUGCUGGAGAAUGGUUCCUAAGCUUGCAGGAUUGCUUAGAUGUGGGAAAAGCUGCAGACUUAGAUGGAUCAAUUAUCUAAGGCCAGACCUCAAGAGAGGUGCUUUUACAGAAGCAGAAGAGAAUCAGAUCAUUCAACUCCAUUCAUGUCUUGGUAACAGGUGGUCUAAGAUUGCUUCACAUUUUCCGGGUAGGACGGAUAAUGAGAUCAAGAACCACUGGAAUACACGAAUCAAGAAGAGAUUAAAGCUUCUUGGAGUAGACUCUGUGAACAACAAAGCCAUUGAGCCAAAAGAAAGCAUGGAAGAAAAUAAAGAGAUAGUUACUGAUAUUUCAACAGAACUAGGACAAGACAAUGGCUCGGAGCCGAAAUUGCUGCAGGAUGAGGAUAAUGGGAAUAAGGGAUUUGAAGAACUUCCCAAUGAGGUUGACUUAAGUGCCUUUGAUGAGACUACUGAUGUUUUGAAAAAUUAUGAUAUGUUUUGUGGAAGCUUGGAUUUGGAAGAAUUCAUGUUGAACCAAGGAGUUAGCAACAGCAGCACCACUAGUUCCAACAACACUAGUGCUGCUACAACUACUACUAAUUCUUCAUUUUCUGUGGAAGAGUCUAAUUACAACCCUUCUAUAAUAGGCGAUCAAUUGCUACUGCAACAGAACUGUCUACAACAAUGGGUUGAGAGUGUGGAUUCCAUGCUUUCAUGGGAUGGCUUCAACAAUUUGGAACAAGAUCUAUUCUACUUUUGA